Molecule: messenger RNA, 5571 nt
Organism: Phaeoacremonium minimum UCRPA7
Lineage: Eukaryota; Fungi; Ascomycota; Sordariomycetes; Togniniales; Togniniaceae
Product: putative ankyrin repeat containing protein
Exons: 1
Coding region: 1-5571 (1856 amino acids)
Cellular component (GO): cytoplasm; nucleus
Molecular function (GO): protein binding
Source: RefSeq, a predicted model, not a curated record
AUGGCGCUACCAGGUGUCAGUCCGGAUGAGCGUCAAUGGCGGCUUCAACGGCUGGCUGCCGAAUGGAUGAUCGAGGGCGGCGGGCCACAGCCCACAGCUCUUACGCGGCCUGUCCACUCUCCGCUGUCGCCCACCUUCCGCACUCCCAAUGAUGACUUUCUUGCAGAGGAAUUGCUAAAGCGCAGGCGGAUCAAUAAUUCACAAGCUCAGAAUGGCCAUGGUGGCAUGAAACGGGCCUUCACGAUGGGCAAGAAGAAAGGCUGGGAACUCAAGGAGAUAUUCGAAGCGCUCGACGCUCAUGUCGAGAAUGGAGGCUCACCCGGCGUGGCGGAGGCGCUCAUCCAGAAACUGCUCUCGGCUGGCGGUGACAUGAAUGUUGCCGGCAUGAAGAGCAAGACGAACCUGCUUGGAAGGCGGAAGAGUUUAGAGUCCUUUGAGAGGAGUAGGAUAUUACAGAAGGCCAUCGACCACGGCUCAUUGGAUAUGGUCACGGUUCUUGCACCUCAUGCAGAUCCCCUUGCUUUGGAUAUGGCGCUGCCGACUGCGUUGCGGAAUGGAAAUGUACAAAUUUGCGAACUUCUGCUGCGAUAUGGCGCCAAUGCCUCGCAAACGACAGAUGGCCAAGAUGUAUUUCGGCAAUUAUGUCAGGAAGGAGGCCAGGCCGAGUUAGUGGGCUUAAUACUCCAGUCAGAUGGCCGUCCUUCGCCGGGAUGGAUAUCGCAAGCCAUGAUUGAUGCUACGAAGAAAGGCUGUCUUGAGACGGUGUCCAAGCUAAGUCGCUCAACAGCGGAUGGCAACCACAACGACGCAGAAGCACUGAAGGAGAGCGUGUCACAAUGUCGUGUCGAUAUCGCAUUGGCGAUUCUCACAGGGAACAAGCCUCCGAAUGUCCAGAGGCUCAACGAGGCAUUCUCAAAAGUGUUCACGCACCCGACGAUUAUGCCCAACGAGAAGAUCGCUUUCACAGACGCACUGCUGUGCGCUGGCGCAGACGGAGACGUUGUGUCUGCGGCUUUGGUACAGGCAUGUGCGACGGGCUUCUAUGAGAUGAUUAACCUCUUGAUUUCCUACGGUGCAUCGGUCGAAUUCCAAGAUGCUCAGGUGUUACGCGGGGCGAUACAAAAAGGCAACGUCAGUCUGGUCCAAGUACUUCUAUCGGAGCAGUCACAGUUAAGUCCACUCUACGCAUCUGAGCUUGUAGGGUGCAUCCCCAAGCGCUCCACUCCAGAAGAGAGGAAGGCUUUCUUAGACUUGCUAUUGCGAAAAGGGGCGAGCGGAGAACCACUGAACGAUGCACUGAUCGAAUCAGUCGAGAACGCGGACUUUGAAUCGGUAAAGCUUCUACUGACACCGCACUUUCCUGGUAGACAAAUGGUUAAGAGCCACGAUCUGAGGAAAGGACCGCGGAGUAUGAUUUUCGACCGCCAUGCGAUAGCCGACGUCAAUCACAGAGGUGGCUUAGCACUACAGCUCGCGGCUUUGACGGGGAAUCUCCCUAUGGCCAAUUUUCUUCUCGCCUGUAAGCCAUCGCCUGAGACGUUGGCCGAAGUGUACCCCAGUAUUAGCGGCCUUGCGCCUCUUGACCGUUUUCACAUGACGCAGUCUUUCCUUGCGGCCGGACUCACCGGCCCGGCUGUUCACAAUGCUCUGCAGAACGCUAUUGAGGAGCAGCCACCACAGAGAGAUGAUCGCCUCAUCAAGCUCCUCCUCCAGAAUGAUGUCGCUGGGAAUUUUAGCGAUGGAAUUACUCUGUCCUCCGCCAUUGAGCACGAGGAUGUUGAUCUUCUAGGCUCCGUUCUCUAUCACAGCAAGGCUACACCCCAGGUAUCAGCGGGCGCGAUACCCAAAGUCAUGAUGAUCAAGAACCUCAACACCAGAGCACAGAUGAUCAGCUUGCUAUUAGAAGCUGGCGCUGGAUUGGAAGUCAAAGCUGCCGGCGAAGCUACAGUAGCCGUGCUGCAGACUGCCACAACCGACACGAGACUGUUAGAAAUCUUCUUGAAGCAGGGGAAGGUGGAUGUCAACUUUGCUAACGGCAGUCUUGUUGUUCUUGCCGUGCGCAACAACGACCCUAGAGUACUAGAGACUGUGCUGCGGAUAGGGAAACCCACGCCGGAGACGCUCGACUUGGGAGUUCAAGCUAUGGGUGGUCUACCCUCCAACGCGGCGAAGGCUGCUAAAGUUGAGACCAUCAUACGACAUAGCAAGCACAAGGAGACUCUAAACGGCUUACUUACGAGCGAGGUUCAAUCACUUCUCAAAACACCGCCUCAGCAACGGAUUCUCGCUACAUUAAAGUCGCUGCUAGCUGCUGGUGUUGAUGUAAAUGCGCAGAAGGCAGCCGGGUUCUGUUAUGCUGUUGGAGCGGCUGAUACUCAGCUCACCGACCUCCUGUUUGCGUCAAAGCCCAAAGCGCAAGCACUUAAGGCGGCCAUGCCAUUUGCACUAAAGAUCCAAGAUCCCAUGGACCGCUUGACAUUCACGCAGAGACUACUGCAAGCUGGAGCGCCUGCAACAGAAGCGAAUCAAGCCCUGGUGUAUGCCGUGAAAGCGCACCCUGAUGACCUGCCGCUUAUAAACACACUGGUUUCAAAGGCAGAUUGCAGCGAUGGAGAAGCGUUGAUAACAUCUGUCCGAACGGGAAAGCCGGAUGUCGUCGAGCUUAUUAUUUCGAAGUCCAAAAAGAAGUUUACGGCACCUCUGAUCAAUGGCGCUUUUGCGGAAGCUACGAGAGUAUCGGACAGCAAUGCUAGAAAAGCACUCUGCGACAUAUUGCUGAGGUUUGGAGCAUCUGGCCCAGCUGUCUCUGAAGGACUUCUUGCUAUCGCUGCUAGUGGCGACGUGGACCUUGGGAGGAUACUCAUCCAACAUGGUGCAAGCCUGGACUAUCAAGAGGGACAAGCGAUUGUCGAAGCUUGCCGGGCUGGCGUGAGUGAGGUGCUCAAGAUGCUUCUAUCCGGCAAGACAGCGGUGCAGAAGCCGACGCUUUCUCGAGGAUUUCAGGCGGCCACCGAGGUCGGCGAUCUAAGGGAGCGAGCUGCCAUCUUCCGCCUGCUGCUUGACCAUGGCGUUGAUGGUGAAGAAGUAGAUGCACAGCUAGUCUCCGCCGCUAGGUUCGGCGACGACGCUGAGGAUCUAGUACAACUCUUCCUCGAACACGGUGCCAGCACUGAUUUCAACAAUGGCGAAGCCGUCUGGAACGCGACGAGAUGCGCGUCGAUGGGCAUUCUCGAAAUGCUGCUGGGCAUCAAGACGGUUGGCCCACGCCAGCAGAAGCCAUCUCACAAGACUAUGUCCCGGGCGCUCAAGGCAAGCUGGAAGCUGAGUCCAGAGCCGAGAUAUCAAGUCAUCGAGUGGCUAUUCAAGGCUGGUCUUCCUGUCGGUGAGGAUAUUCACGUCGGCUUGAACAAGGCAGUGAAUGAUGAGGAGCCAAACAUGGCUCUCGUUGAACUUCUAGUGAAGAAUGGAGCUUCGCCCCUAGCAAACGGCUGUCAAACACUAGUAGAUGCCAUUCAGAAGCGCGUUCUUCCAGCUUUGGAUUUAUUCAUGCAAACAGAGAUCCCCCAGAGCGAUAUUCAAUGGGCUUUCUCACAAGCUUUCGCCCCGAAGGAUGCAGAUAUUUGGCUCAAUGAUGACGGAUUCAAAGUCGCGGAACGCCUCCUCGAAAAGGGCGCAAAUGGUGAUAGCUUAGGUGGAGCGCUCAUCGCUGCACUUGAUCGCUGCGGCACCGAGCAAAACGAUAUCGCUCGUCGCUUCGUGGAGCUUUUGACACACCAUCACGCCAGCGUCAAUGAGCUUCAGGGCCUCGCAGUCUGCAAAGCAGCCAAGAGCGCAGAUCCGGAGCUGAUCAGGCUCAUAAUACGUCAGAAUCCCAGCUCGGAGGCUGUUUCUAUGGCGUUCCCUUACCUCUUUGACCAUGAGCUUUCAGAGGAACAGGCGCUAGAGAUGAUCACUCUUUUCACAGACUAUCACCACGAGGGCCAACGCUUGGAUGUCAUGUUCGCCCAUCCGGAAUCAGAGCCCGUGAUCUUUAGGGCUAUUUCACAAUAUCCAAGAUCAUCCGGGAUUCUCCAAGCUCUGCUUGAUGCUGGAUAUUACUACGACCAGAUGGGUACCGGCCGUAUCUUUCAGGAACUGGAAGAGGAGCCUAUGAAUCUCCUCACCUGGAUGCUUCUGCAACCCCAGAAGAAGGUCAGCAGCUCUCUAAUCACCAUGAUCAUCGAGAAAGGGGCCAAGGUCAACUUUGAAACGAAAAGCUCUAAGACAACUCCGAUCAUGCUCGCCAUCAAGGAGCGACGGCAAGACAUAGUCAGAACACUCAUUCUGGCCGGUGCUGAGGUAGAUGUCGUGGAUGUUACUGGCAACACUCCUCUUACCUUGGCUACAGGCAUUGGAGGCGAGUUGGGAACUACAAUGAUGAGCAACCUCCUCGCUGCUGAACCAUCGAAGAACGAUGGAUCUCUGCAUAAUGCAGCGAGAGACCUGAAUAUUUCUGCUAUGCAAGUUUUAGUUGAAUUCGGUCACGAUGUCGACUUUCCAAGCCCACUGCACGAUGGACGCAGUGCGCUGGGUGAGCUGUGUCUUCACGCCUCCGACUCUGGCGAGCUCACUGCUGCUCGAGAGAAGACAAUGGAGAAAGCGAUGAGCUUCCUCAUCGAGAAGGGCAGCGACCUCAGCGUGCUUUCGGACGGCAAGCCAAUCCUGAUGCUUGCAUUAGAUGCAUUUGACCCCCUCAGCACAACCAAAACUCUUCUGAAGGUCGGCAUGUGGAAGUUGAUCAACAAGCCGUUCAACAAUUUCUCAGACGGCACCUACAUCUACUCGCCAACGAUGUACGUCAAGCGCGUGCUUCCGCAAGCGGACAUCAACGCCAAGCUCCUCACGCUGCUCAGAGCGAAUCGCGCGCAGGACGUCUUUUACGCAAGCCACGGCCCUCAGCCCGAGGACGCCGUCGGGCUCCCAGACGACAUUGUGCGUGCCGAGCGCGAGCGCCAGGCGCGCCUCGACCGCAUCGCCACCGAGAGGGAGGAGCACGCCCGCGCGCUGGCGCGGACCAAGGAGAUCGCAGACAUCCAGAACCAGAUCUUUGCGAACCGCGCGCAGCUCGAGGACGCGCGGGCGCGCAGGCAGCGCGACGACGAGAUGGACGGGAUCCGCGAGAAGGCGCGCGUGGAGGAGGAGAUGUUCGCCGCGGCGGUGAGACGGCAGAAGGCGGAGCGGACGGCGGCGCUGGAGCACGCGCAGACACUCACGGAGGCGGAGCUGUCGCGCACGCGGCUGAUUGCCGAGACGGAGUUUGAAGUCGAGGGCCGCAAGCAGCUGCAGAUGCUCGAGUACGAGCGGCAGGUGGGCAGCGAGCGGGUGGACAACGCGCAGAAGAUUAGUGCGGUGCGGCUGCGCGAGAGGGAGGACAUUGAUAAGCUUGAUAAAGCGAACGAGCAGCGCAUCAAGGGCCGCUUGACGGAGCAGCGCAGGCUGGUUGAUAGCCAGAAUCAGCUGGCUGGGAGGCUGGCAAAUGGAGGGAUCAAUGGCCAGAGACAGAUUGGAUAUGUCGCCGGCGAGCUGACCUGA